Molecule: messenger RNA, 1034 nt
Organism: Trematosphaeria pertusa
Lineage: Eukaryota; Fungi; Ascomycota; Dothideomycetes; Pleosporales; Trematosphaeriaceae
Exons: 2
Coding region: 57-872 (271 amino acids)
Biological process (GO): regulation of transcription by RNA polymerase II
Cellular component (GO): mediator complex
Molecular function (GO): transcription coregulator activity
Source: RefSeq, a predicted model, not a curated record
AUCAAACAUCAACUUCUACUAAACCGACGAGACGUAAACUCUCAAAAUCCACCAACAUGAAUUCAAACGCGUCGGGCCACGCCGAGCGGGGCGAUGUUGUGGCCUUGGAAGCGGUGCGGAGACAACUGAUGCCUCUGCUCUACAACAUGGAGAACCUACAGCAGGAGAUAAUGGCGAAUCCUAAUGCGCCGCCGGACUGGCCUUCCGUCCAACGCAGCACCGCGGCCCUCAGCAACGCCCUCAACGGCCUCCAAUCGCUCUUAAGCGAGGACCUCAACAUGACGCAAACAAUAUGGCAGCUCCACCCCUAUCCCAUGACCCCCUUCCCUAUCGACAACCCCGACAUGGCCGGGCUCGCCUCCGUAAUCCUGCGCAAACGGCUUGAUGUCAACGAAGAGAAAUGGAUUCUUGACCGCCUCGCGAAAGCCCAGGAAUUCGCUCACGUGCCUGAGGACUUGGUUAUCGAGCCCCGGAAGCCGAAGGAUGACGGGAAGAAGGACGGGGAUGAGAGUAGUGAUGAUGAGGAUGAGGAUGGGGAUGGGGAUGACGGGCCGGAUGGUGCGAGGGUGAAGGUGGAGCGGCGCAAGGGAACGCUGGAUGAGGAUCAGUUGGCGGAGCUUUGGGGGAUUAGCAAGGAUGUUGUGGAGGAGGAGUUGGCGCAUGUGGGCGAAGAGCAGAUGGGAGAAGAGUCGCAGGCGAGCUCGCCGGCGGAUGUCGAUAUGGGCGGAACAGGCUCCCAGCAGCAGACGGACGACGCUUCCAAGAACGCACAACAGACUGCGGCACAGCAAAUUACGCCCAUGAUGCCUCUGGCUACCAUACACAGGUUCAUGACUACCGGAGCGGCGGUACUGAAGCCGGAAGACAAGUAGUGAGGACAAUUGAUGGCGGUCACUAUUGGAGAUUGGGCGGCAUAUGGAACGGUGCAUAACUUGGCGUUAUGGGUAGGGUAUGAUACCAACAUUCAGACCGGAGUCUUGGGGACCAAGGAUUGUCUUGAAUAAAAAACUAUGCGCACAGCGGACAAAUAGCGG